This is a messenger RNA of Bicyclus anynana (squinting bush brown), 2419 nucleotides long. RefSeq names its product obscurin (gene igl). The transcript has 5 exons. The record is from RefSeq and is a predicted model, not a curated record. The coding region runs from base 224 to 703 and encodes 159 amino acids. NCBI's taxonomy places the organism in Eukaryota, Metazoa, Arthropoda, Insecta, Lepidoptera, Nymphalidae. Gene Ontology annotation, molecular function: calmodulin binding.
GUCUGAACCACCGUCGAGAACGGAUGUGUGCCGGUUUAAAGUUAAUUUUACCCGCGCAAGUGUAAACUAAGUGAUAUUAUUGUAUUGGAUUACUCGUUUAUAUUGUGAAAUUGACCCUAAACAACCAAGCAUGUUAUAGUGCCAAGAGACGUACACCCGUAGUGAAGUUUAGUACUUUUAUACAUAACUUAAAUUUUCAUAAGAAUAGACAUUAAGGAUCAAAAUGGGUUGCAACACCAGUUCGGAGGCGAAGACACAGCCAGAAGAGAAAGAACCACAAGAAACUAACCAGACUAAUACAGAAGAGAAACCAAAAGAACCAUCAGAGGAGGACAAGUCGGAGGAGCAAGCGGCGACGAAGAUCCAGGCGGUGUUCCGAGGACACAAGACCAGGCAAUCCAUUAGCAUGAAGGCGGUCAGCAAGCCAACGGCGACGCAGGAACCGGAGCCUUCGAAGGCCGAACUGGAGGCCGAGUUCAGGGCCGACGACAAAGAGCUCUGCAAUGCGGCGACCAAGAUACAGGCCUCGUUCCGCGGCCACCAGGCCCGCAAGCAGACUCCUCAGGUGGAGAAGACUCAGGAAGAACAGGAUAAGGAAGAUAUAGAGAAGAUUGACCUGGCAGAUCCGGACCUGAACAAGGCCGCUACCAAGAUCCAAGCUUCGUUCCGGGGUCACAAAGUCCGCAAAGACACCCCCAACUAAGCUUGCCAUGCGUUCUUCUCUUUGCAGGAAUGUUCUUUGCAUGUAUGUCUUGAAUAUGGAAAAUAAAAAACGUGUACAGAUUUCUUUUGAAUCUUAAUUCUAUGCCAAUGGGGUUAUAAUCAAAGAUUUCAUACUAUUAGAUAUGUUACGUGCAUACAAAAACACCUUAAAAAGUGAUUUACACAUUUUAUUGUUUACUUACAUUAUAUAUUUAAGUUUACAUAUUAUUUUAGACUUUCGGAACACAAAUCUCGACAUUGUAUUUAUACUUCAACCUUUCUUGGUGAGUACUGUUUACCAACAAAGAAAUUAGAAAUGAUGGUAGAAAACGCCUGUUUUCAUAACUUGUUUAUUUUAAAUUAUGUAUGGUUUGUUUUUAAAAUUUUAUUUAAAAUACAUUAACCAUAUCUAAUUGUUUAAGCUUAUUAAUCACAUUUAUUUUCAUUAAUUUACGAACAAGUUAAUUUCAUUAUAUUAAAUACCCUAAUUUUUAAUCUGUUUGUUAGUAAACAGUACUCAUCCAUAACGGCUGUAGUAUAGGUAAUAUUUUAAAUAAGUUUCGUUGUUUAUAAUGCGACUAUAUGAAAUUAAGAUAAUUAGCCACUUUUACCCACCUCAGUUUCGACGCACUACUGACAUAUCUAAUAGUAUAAAAUCUAUGGUUGUGAUGCGUUUUGUGACUUCAAAUUGUUAUGUCAUUGUUUGGACAAUAUGUUGUUACAAAUUGCAAGAUAAUAUUAAAUAAAAUACGAUAUACCUAAAUGACAUAAUCAAUAUUACAUAAAAUAUAGAGUAUAAAUGUAAAGUUUUAUUAUGACUUAUUAUAAAUUUUCAUUUCUAUCUCCACUGCCAUUGAAUUCAAGACAUACACACAAAUUGCAAAUGCAUCGUUCAUUAGUAAAGUUAAAUAAGUAAUCGUUCGAAAUAUGUCAAUCAUUUAUAAUAAUAAAGUUUCUGAAUAACAAGUAACGACGAACGGAAUAGAGUUUGCAAUGCGAUAUUUUGUUCUUAGCAUUUUUAUCGUAUGCCAAAAAUCAUGUGUGAAAUUUCGCAUGCGAUAAAAAUACUAAUAUAAUUCUAAUAAUAAUAUAAUACGCGUAAUUAUUAUCGCUAACAGUCAGUGUUUCGGGCGGACUUUGCAAAUUGUUCAAUAGAUUCAGGAGACCUGUUACGUAGAAUUGUUUACCAUCUAUAUUAAAUUAAUUGACGUAUCGAAUGAUUACAGACAUGUAGAGAAGACGGGAAUUAAUAUUAAUAAUAAUUAAUUAUAUAAAUAAAACUAUAUAUAUGUAGGUAAACUAUAUAUUAUUGUUAUUAUUCUCUGUCCCAUUUUUUCUAUAACAAAAUUUUGGUCAUGAUACUUCGUAAAAAUAUUAUAAUUAAUAUUCAUUAAUAUUUGAGUGCUUUAAUAUUACAUUCCGGAAACCAAAGAUAGGAUUUAUUUAAAUUAAUUAAUAUUUAAUUAAAAUUAUAAUAUUAUAGUUAAGAUUAAAUUUUAUUUAGUGAAGAGUAGUUUUAGAUGAGAUAGUUUAAUUUUCAAUAAAACUCAUUAAGGUAGUUUUGUUUCACUAAUUUUAUGACAUUUUACUGUGCGGAAAAAUUAUUGCAAGCCAUUUUUGUAAAACAUUGAAAUUCAAUCGAUUUUCUUGUAAAUUGCCGGUUAAAUUAAGGAUUAUAUUAUUAUAUCAAAAUAUAUAAUAUUCGCCUACAAUAUAA